Messenger RNA from Penicilliopsis zonata CBS 506.65, 726 nucleotides. RefSeq lists its product as hypothetical. The record is from RefSeq and is a predicted model, not a curated record. Lineage: Eukaryota; Fungi; Ascomycota; Eurotiomycetes; Eurotiales; Aspergillaceae. Bases 1 to 726 code for a protein of 241 amino acids. The transcript has a single exon.
AUGCUCCUCCCAUCAGCUCUUCCGUGCGACCUGCUGCGCCCCUCGCGCUUCGCAGCGAGUCGGCUGCUGUCGACACCACCGCCUGAAGAUCCUUACUACCCGCCCGGCAACGGCCUGCUGGGCACCUGUCGCGCUCUGCAGUCGCUGCUCAGUGGAUCGCCAGCACCCCCGUCACGACGUGAGAAACCAGCACGACUGCAGAGCCCGUUGCAGUUACGCACGCCGCCCCGGUCGACACGGUCGCGGGUUCGAGCGACGCCGAAGCCAGAGCCACCACGAGGCGCCAACAAGCGCAGACGAGAAGAGGAAGAGGGAGAUAGCGCAGACAGAUUUUCUACACCCAAACGAUCAAGGCACGCUCCUUACGACCUCCCUCUCGGUCUUGCGCCAUCGGAUUUCUAUUCCCUCCACUCGCCGCCCAGCAGUGAACCGCGGUCGCCCAUCGAUCCAGACGCCGCGAUUCCUUCCAUCGAAGUCACAGACACAGAGUCGAGCAGUCGGCGAGAUAAUCACAAUGACUGGACGGCCGACGACGACGAGCGUCUCGUAGCCGCCGUGCUGGCCAAGUUCAACCUCUCGCAGUCCGACUGGGCGGAGUGUGCGCGCCGCCUGGGCCGCGACGACGCCAGCAUCGGCCGGCGCUGGGCUUCGCUCGUGGGCGACGGCGAUGUCGGGCUGCGACGGGGUGGAAGACGAUUACGCCCUGCGAUCGACAUGUGGCGGUAA